AUGACCACCCAAGUGUAUGUCCCCGGCCCUCGAGCCGCGACUUCUCUCCACACAUACAUCAACGACGUCUUAACAACCCGCUAUUUCGACAACAAAAUCUCUCGAUAUCUGCGGCCUUCAGACAUCGACAAACUUGCGAACGACCUCAAUGUCAGAAACAUCGUCGAAAGCGACAGGACUAUUCCUCGUGUCAAAAAGAACCUUCUGAUCAAUGUUAUCAAAAGAAAAGGACGCCGUAUGUUCAUUAUAUGCGUUGCCGCCAAGAUUACGAUGCAUUAUUUGAGCAUCUUCCUUCUGCAUAGAGCUACUGAUGCCGAAAUCCCCUUCGCGCAUGACAAGUUCAUUGACCAACCCCAGGACGUUCGCGACAAUGCCAGCCUCUUCAACGAGUUUCAGCACCUUGUACCUCAAGCCCUUACUGGUGGUGGCUUUGCUGCACACUAUUCAAGUGCUGGCGUGCCUAUUGAGCUGCCUGGCUCUUCACAAGGAGUUGAAUCAUUAGGAUCCGGUGGCCUCAUGCUCAAUGAAAGCAUUUCCCCGGAGAAGAUGGCACAGGGUGAAGGUUGGGUGGAGCAGCAGAUCCGUGGCCUUGCGGGUGCGCUCAAACUAAUCCACGAGCCACAGGACAGUCGCACCGGCGUCCAUCACGAUAUCAAGCCGGACAACAUACUUGCUUGUGGCAACGGUGUAACCCUGAAAUUCACUGACUGGGGCUGUGCUAGCUUCAGGGCUUCAGAUGACACGCCCUUGUCAAGUCCGAAAACGAGCGCGAGAGGGCAGUUCCCAUACCUUCCUCCGGAGCAUCUGGGUGCUCUCCCUGCUGGUAGCCCUACUGGUCGCCCUCACGAUGUUUGGGCACUAGGAUGUGUCUUCACAGAGAUUUUAGUGUGGUUGACCGAGGGCAAAGACGGUCACGGCACCUUCGCGAAGGAUGUGUAUGAAAAAGAAGGUGAGCACGAUUGCUGGUUCGUCGGUCAGGACAGUACACUGGACCUGUCAAAAGUUCUGAAAGACAAGCUCGACCUCCUUGAAUUGAGCAAAUGGCGCAAUAUGAUCAGCAUCAUCCGGACGAUGUUCACAAUUGACCCUCAAAACCGCAUCACGGCUCGGGAUUUGGUCACAGCUCUCAACGACUCACAAAACCCAAUUUGA
Molecule: messenger RNA, 1152 nt
Organism: Parastagonospora nodorum SN15
Lineage: Eukaryota; Fungi; Ascomycota; Dothideomycetes; Pleosporales; Phaeosphaeriaceae
Exons: 2
Coding region: 1-1152 (383 amino acids)
Biological process (GO): peptidyl-threonine phosphorylation; peptidyl-serine phosphorylation
Molecular function (GO): protein serine/threonine kinase activity; ATP binding
Source: RefSeq, a predicted model, not a curated record